Messenger RNA from Microtus oregoni (creeping vole), 4350 nucleotides. It is a transcript of the gene Ddx24, whose product is annotated as DEAD-box helicase 24. Bases 76 to 2649 code for a protein of 857 amino acids. Lineage: Eukaryota; Metazoa; Chordata; Mammalia; Rodentia; Cricetidae. Gene Ontology annotation, cellular component: nucleolus. The record is from RefSeq and is a predicted model, not a curated record. The transcript has 9 exons. Gene Ontology annotation, molecular function: nucleic acid binding; RNA helicase activity; ATP binding.
UGCUGCAGUUCCGGGUCAGGUUGGCGCUGACGUCUCGGUGCUGGAGAGAAGUCUGGCGGUGAUUAUCCUGCAACCAUGAAGAUAAAGGAGACCAAAUCAAGGCCAAAGCCGCCGAGCCGUGGUGUGUUUCAGACGAAGGGCAUCAAAGUGGUGGGGAAGUGGAAGCAGGUGAAGAUCGACCCAAAUCUGUUUGCGGAUGGACAGAUGGAUGACUUGGUGUGCUUUGAGGAACUGACAGAUUACCGUUUAGUCUCCCCUGCCAAAAACCCCUCUGGUUUCUUCUCAAACGAGGAGCCCAAGAAGAGAAAGGCCCAGGCUGUUUCGGAAGAGGAGGAGGAGGAGGAUGAAGAAGAAGAGUCUAGCUCCCCGAAAAAGAAGACCAAGCUGAAGAAACGGAAAGAUGUGUUAGUGGCUGCCAGAGGAAGUACUGCCCAGGAUGAAGUCAAAGAUUCUGAGCCAGAGACUGUUUGUUUGGAUCAAAAGGUAGGGGAAGCAGCCUCGGGAAGCCUGGCACAGGCUGUUCCAAAAAAGAAGAAAAACAAAGGGAAAAAGAAAUUAGAUCUUUCCCAGAGCACCGCCUCUAAAGUGCCCAAGAAAGCAAAGACGUGGAUGUCUGAAGCGCACGACCAGAAGGCAGACGUGUCCGCCUGGAGGGACCUGUUUGUGCCCAAGGCCGUUCUCCGAGCACUCAGCUUUCUAGGCUUCUCUGCACCCACCCCGAUCCAGGCUCUGACCUUGGCCCCUGCCAUCCGGGACAAGCUGGACAUCCUUGGAGCUGCUGAGACAGGAAGCGGGAAAACUCUUGCGUUUGCCAUCCCGAUGAUUCAUGCAGUGCUGCAGUGGCAUAAGAUGAAGGCUCCACCUAUCCCGCAUAGCACUGGGAUACCACGGAGGGAGAGCAGGGUAGGAGCCGCUGCUGAUCUGGGGUCACCUCGCACGGAUGGGACUGAGUCUGGAGUGUUGCUUGAUGAGACCAGAACUGAGAAUGAAGCGCAGCCCAGUGAGGCUGGGGCGAAGGCCGAACCCGAAACUAGUGCCUCUACGUCAGCCCGGGCACUGCUCUCCCGUGAUGAUGAUGAUGAUGCUGGUGAAGGACCUUCUUCCUUGGUUGAGGACAAGCUUUUCCCCAAGCAAAAUGAGGAUGGAGGAGAAAAGCUUGAUGAAGAGCAGCCUGGGAAGUUAAGACAGGAGCUGUGUAACCAUGUUGCUGUCUAUAACUUACACCCACGGCGCCCCCUGCUGGGACUCGUCCUGACGCCCACUCGAGAGCUGGCCAUCCAGGUCAGACAACACAUUGAUGCUGUGGCCAGGUUUACAGGGAUUAAGACAGCAAUUUUAGUUGGUGGAAUGUCCACACAAAAGCAGCAGAGGAUGCUGAAUCGCCAUCCAGAGAUUGUGAUCGCCACCCCUGGUCGACUCUGGGAGUUAGUUAAAGAAAAACAUCCUCAUUUAAGCAACCUUCGGCAGCUCAGGUGCCUUGUGAUAGAUGAGGCUGAUCGAAUGGUUGAGAAAGGCCAUUUUGCUGAGCUCUCCCAGCUUCUAGAGAUGUUAAAUGACUCCCAGUACAACCCCAAUCGACAAACUCUUGUUUUUUCUGCCACACUGACCCUGGUACACCAAGCUCCUGCUCGAAUCCUUCAUAAGAAGCAUGUGAAGAAAAUAGAUAAAACUGCCAAACUUGACCUUCUCAUGCAGAAGAUUGGCAUGCGGGGCAAGCCAAAAGUUAUUGACCUCACGAGGAACGAGGGUACAGUGGAGACCCUGACAGAGACCAAGAUCCACUGUGAGACAGAUGAGAAAGACUUGUAUCUCUACUAUUUCCUCAUGCAGUACCCAGGCCGCAGCCUGGUGUUUGCCAACAGCAUCUCCUGCAUCAAACGCCUCUCUGGGCUCCUCAAGGUCCUGGACAUCAUGCCGCUGACUCUGCAUGCCUGCAUGCACCAGAAACAGAGGCUCAGAAACCUGGAGCAGUUUGCCCGUCUGGAAGACUGUGUUCUCUUGGCAACAGAUGUGGCAGCUCGGGGUCUGGAUAUUCCUAAAGUUCAACAUGUCAUCCAUUACCAGGUGCCCCGCACCUCAGAGAUUUAUAUCCACCGGAGUGGUCGGACUGCCCGUGCUACCAGUGAAGGCCUCAGCUUGAUGCUGAUUGGGCCCGAGGAUGUGAUGAACUUCAAGAAGAUUUACAAAACUCUGAAGAAAGAUGAGGACAUCCCACUGUUCCCAGUGCAGUCAAAGUACAUGGAUGUGGUCAAGGAGCGGAUCCGUCUAGCCCGGCAGAUUGAAAAGGCUGAGUACCGGAACUUCCAGGCUUGUCUGCACAACUCCUGGAUUGAGGAGGCGGCGGCAGCCCUCGAGAUUGAGCUGGAAGAAGACAUGUACAAAGGAGGAAAAGCCGACCAGCAGGAAGAGCGUCGGCGACAGAAGCAGAUGAAGAUCCUGAAGCAGGAGCUACGCCAUCUGCUCUCCCAGCCACUCUUCCAGGAGAACCUGAAGACCAGGUACCCCACACAGUCUGGCAGGCCGCCUCAGCUUGUGGUGGCCCCCAGGAAUGGCGAGUCUGCGCUGAGCUGCCUCUCCAGACAGAAGAGGAGGAGGAGGAAGCCAAAAGAGCAUCGGGCACCGCCACAGCCAAGUUCGAGCACAAGCUAACUGCCCCCAGAGUGGUGACCGCUUAGUGGUACCUCUCCUCUAGCUGUCUGUGAAAGCCUUCCUAGCCUGCGCUUCACUCCGCCAUCCACCCGGGAAAAUGUCUCACUCUUCCAUCUUUUAGCCAAAAAGAUCUCGUGCACACGUGUGUUGUGGAGUAAGUGUAGUAGCCAGCAGCUGUGUCUCUGCAUCCAGUUUAUGCAGGCUUUUCUUGUGUACACCUUGGUUUCCCAAUUAAAAAAAAAAACAAGUGGGAGCAGAGAAUUGCCCUGAGGGUACUGCAGUGUUUUAUCAUUAACUCUGAGAUUCCCUUGGGCCAGCCCAGCACUGUCCCUUCAUAGGGGAAAUGGUGUCACUGUAUCACACACUGCCAGGUCUUCAGCCUAUGUCCCUGUCCUUUUCCAUAGUAGUUUAAUACCAGCUCCUUUUCUGUGCCUACUCUCUGCUGUCUUAUCUAAGCCACCCUGGAAGGUGGACAGGGAAGAGCUUGCUGUCCCUUGGACCGCCCUCAGCUCAUAAGGGUAUCAGUCACUAAUCUGUAGGGUCAAGAGAGACCACGGGAUCUGGCCCAAGCUCCUGGUCACGAUUCCAUGGAUUGUCUUUGUCUUAGACUUUUUGUAAAACAGAUGACUCAGCCUGAAUUGUCAUGUGUCAUUCCUGGUGUAUGAUGUGUUCUUUAUGAGGAACUCAGUGCUCUGGGCUGCUUGCCUCACAGUGCUGGCCAUAGUUGAGCUGGCAUCAUGGCCUAGUGUAAACACACUGUGGAACAGUGACGCCUGCUGCCCAGCCCCUGGUCAGUCUGGCUGCACAGCCUGGACUUUGAGACAGAUGUUCACAGGCAUGGUUCAGAUGUUUGGCUUGAGGAGUCUGGAUUUUAGUACACAGGCAUGCCUAAAUAUCCUAAUAUGUAAGAAACACAGUCUCCUUUAUCUCGUAGCAAGGUUGAGAGGUAGCCAUGGGGACUCCCUUUUAGCCUUGAGCCUAAACUCAGAUUUUGAUGUCACUGUUGACUGAUUGCCUGGCAUUAAGAUACCUUUUAACCCCUGAACUAAUAGAGAGAGAUUGAGCCCAGGGCCUCAUGUGCUAUGCAAGUACUGGGUUAUCUGAACCAUAUAUAUGUACGAUGUGAUGGAGGAUGGGGGCUGCUCACCCAUGGAGAUAAUUGGUUCUGGGGAUCUUGCUCAGGUUGUUAGGCUUGGAUGGUGAGUGCUUGUAUCCAUUGAGCCUUCUGCUGACUACUUCUUAGUUUGGAUUGUCUCAUUGUCUAGGCAAGCCAUGAACUGGGAACCCGCUUGCCCCAGCAUCUUCACAAGCAAGGAUUAUAGGACUGUACUAGUCAUAGCUAUUAGAUACUUAUUGAUUUAAAUUCUCAUUUGGUAGUCUGAGAUCAUGGUAUAUCUUAAUACCUUUUUUUUCUGUAGUUGAGAAAGUGAACCUUUAGUGGUUAAGAUUUAGCCAUCCACCCAGCAACCAGAUGAGAUGUUGGUAACCUGGGGCAUCUUCUGUCUGAGUGAGUUUUACUGUUCUGAUGUUAGAGACACAGCAACACCUCCAGGUAGGUGCCCUUCCCGUAACCCUACUGUCUACUGACCUGUCUGGGGGGACAAAGCAAACAUCAAGAGAUGGCCUAGGAGCCUUCACUUUCCAAAUGAUGCUGUGAGAUGUCUGUGGUGUUGAUAAGCAGGCUCAGGCCCCACCCGCACA